Molecule: messenger RNA, 1282 nt
Organism: Owenia fusiformis
Lineage: Eukaryota; Metazoa; Annelida; Polychaeta; Sabellida; Oweniidae
Source: the annotation of a GenBank genome assembly
GAAAAACGUCCAGGAUAUUAGUAUUCGAUAUAAUGGUAAUCGAGCUUCCGUCAUUGAACCUUCUUAAUUAUAACUACUAAUUGGAAAUCAAAGAUCGCCAUCAUAUUGAAGGGUUAAACCCAAUGCACUGCCAAACAGAACUGGAAUGAUAUAAAGAAAAUAUAUUCAUAAGGAUUCAAUCAUGGUCGCUUCAACAAACUACGUUUUGUGUCUGUUUGGAAUGACAUGUGCAAUAUCAUCAGUAACAUCGACUCUAUAUAAGAAAAUACCCGGGUUUUCUUUACAUGGAUACACAAUAGACGUUAAAAACGUGAAAAGUUUAGGAAAGUGUGGUGAGAUAUGUACAGCAAAUUCUGCCUGUUUCUCGUUCAACUUUGAGCUAGGAUCACCAACAGGGAUGAUGUCACAAUGUGAGCUGAAGUACUGUUCCUUGGACGCCAACAACUCGGCAUUAGUACCCGACGCAACCAUGACUUAUUACGAACGGAUUUCUGGAGAACCUACAUCGCCAGCUAUUCCUCUGUGUAAUACCUGCGUCCAUGCUCCGUGUCAGAAUGGCGGUACGUGUACUGUCGCUGGGCCAUUUCCCUCUAACUUCACAUGUCAAUGCCUACAGAAUUUCUCUGGAACAGCAUGCGAGCUGCAGGAUGGAGACUGUGGUGGAACUCCUACAUACACUGGUGUUAGUACUAUCGCGACAUCAGAUGGGAGAAUCUUCGAGGCUUACUGCGACCAAGGAUGGACCUACGUAUUCAACAGGUUUGAUGGAAGUGAAAACUUCAACCGCAGCUGGGUUGAAUUUCAGCAAGGCUUCGGUGAUGUCAACCUCGAACACUUCAUUGGGCUUGAUAACCUCGCUAGCAUAUUGAAUCAAAGGAGUUAUAAAGCUAAAUUCGAUUUGGUAACAUGGCCAUCGAGCAAUCUUAAUCCAGCUACUGGUUUUGCUGAGUUUUCUUCGUUUACCAUGGCUAAUGCGAGUGAUAAAUACCGUAUUAAUAUCGGUGGAUAUUCAGGAACAGCAGGGGAUUCAAUGUCAUUUCAAAAUGGACAGCAAUUCACUACAUACGAUCAAGACAACGAUUCUCGAGAUAAUGAAAACUGCGCAGUGACUUUCAAAGGAGCGUGGUGGCAUGCGUCGUGUCAUUACUCAAGCUUAUUUGGGAUAUAUGAGCAAGAACCAACAUGUCGAGCGUUUGCUCUAUGUGUUUGCUGGGCAAAUUAUCCAGGCGGUAACCACCAUUACUCAUUCAAAGAGGCAGUAAUGAAGCUACACCGUGUUUAA